AUGUUAAAUAAAAUAUUUGUCAGAGCAUAUUUUUAGACUGUUAAAGCAGUACGAUUCACUUUCGACGAGAUAUAAAACUGUAGCAGCAAUUUAAAUGCAAAAAUUGAAGAGGCCUAUGGAUCACAUGGAUUAGGGCUUGCAAUUGUAAGUGGAAUCCCUAAUUAUUCAAAAAUGAGACUAGAACUAUUACCUUUGGCAUAAAAAUUGGCUGUUCAACCACAAGAAUAUCUAAAAAGUCUUGAAAGGCCAGAAGCAUUUUAUUCAAAAGGUUGGAGCUGCGGUGUUGAAUAAGUAAGGAAAAAAUGAUAAAUUUAGUUUAAAGGCAAAUUUGAUAAAUCUAAAGGGUCUUUUUAUAAUAAUCCAAAUUAUGAUACUUGCCAAGAUUUAGGGAAGGAAUAUGAGCAUUUAAUUAAAAAGGGUAGUCUCAUAAGGUUAGACAAUGUAUGGCCAAGCAAAAUUCCAGAAUUAGAAGGGGCAUUUAAAAACCUUGGGAGAUUGAUGGUAGAUACAGGAGCUUUGUUAUCUUAUCAUAUUGAUAAAUACAUCUAUUCAAAGUGUAAUACUUAUGAAAUGGGAAAAUUAUACAGAUUUAUCAGAUCCGGCGAUUCUCAUGUUGGAAGAUUGUUACAUUAUUUUGAUGGGCCAAACACUGAUGAAUGGUGUGGAUGGCACAAUGAUCAUAGUGCCCUGACAGCUUUAACGUGUCCUAUUUAUAUGCACAGUGAUAAAAUUGUAGAUUAUACAGAUAAAGAAGGAGGUUUGUUGGCUAAAAAUAGAUAUGCAGAAAUAAUGAAAGUAGGAAUGGAUCCAGAUUGCUUAGCAUUUUAAAUUGGAGAAACAGCAUAGAUAGUAUCAGGAGGAAUAGUUGAAGCCACACCUCAUUGCGUAAAAUGAGUUUUAAUUAAAUAGGUUGUUAAAAGUGAUGAGACCGUAAGAAGGUAAUUAAACAGAAAUACUUUUGCUGUUUUUAUGGGUCCAUUGUUUAAUGAAGUUUUAAAUGUUCCAAAGGGGAUCGACAAAAAUAAAGCAUUGAAUAAGCCAGCCUAUAACAUUCCAUCCCUCUUAGGAAGAUGGGACGAAAACAUGACAUUUUUAGAGUAUAGCGCCAAUAGUUUUAAAGCUUAUUCAUGACAUUAGAAGA
Paramecium octaurelia is the source of this 1141-nucleotide messenger RNA. The record is from the annotation of a GenBank genome assembly. Lineage: Eukaryota; Ciliophora; Oligohymenophorea; Peniculida; Parameciidae.